Molecule: messenger RNA, 1874 nt
Organism: Harpia harpyja (harpy eagle)
Lineage: Eukaryota; Metazoa; Chordata; Aves; Accipitriformes; Accipitridae
Gene: COQ4
Product: coenzyme Q4
Exons: 7
Coding region: 51-890 (279 amino acids)
Biological process (GO): ubiquinone biosynthetic process
Cellular component (GO): mitochondrion; mitochondrial inner membrane
Source: RefSeq, a predicted model, not a curated record
CUCCCCGCUCCGCCCCGCCGGGUUCUUCCGGGGCAGGCGGCGGCGUGGGGAUGCUGCUGCUGCUGCUGCGGCGGACGGCAGCGCGGGUGGGGGUCUCGCUGCUGCGGGCGGGGCCCGGUUCCCCAGGCAAAGCCUGUGUGAGCCACACCGAGCCGCGGGCCCGGGAUGGACCCAGCGGGGAGGAGGAAGAGGAGGAAGGGUGCUAUCAGCUGUACCCCGGACAUAUCCCCACCAGUCCGCUGCAGAAAGCGCUGCUGGCUGCCGGCUCGGCGUUUAUGGCUCUCUAUGACCCCUACAGACAUGACAUGGUGGCAGUCCUCGGGGAGACCACAGGCUGCCUGGCCCUACCCAACCUGCGAGACAAGAUGAAACACCACCCUGAAGGUUACCGCAUCCUCCAGGAACGGCCUCGCAUCCGUCUCUCCACCCUGGACAUGGCCAAGCUGCGGGGGCUGCCGGAGGGCUCGCUGGGCCGAGAGUACAUCCGAUUCUUGGAGGACAAUAAGGUUUCUCCAGACACCCGGAUGCCGCCCAAGUUUGUUGAUGAUGAAGAGCUGGCGUAUGUGAUCCAGCGGUACCGGGAAGUCCACGAUCUGAUGCACACCCUUCUGGGCAUGCCAACCACCAUACUAGGUGAAGUCGUGGUGAAAUGGUUCGAAGCUGUCCAGACAGGGCUGCCCAUGUGUGUCCUGGGAGCAGCGUUCGGCCCCAUCCAUCUCAGCGCACGAAACCUGCAGCUCCUGGCCACUGAGCUGGCUCCCUGGGCGAUUAGGAGCGGGCGCAACGCCAGCUGUAUCCUGAACGUCUACUACGAGCAGCGCUGGGAGCAGUCAGUGGCAUCCCUGCGGGAGGAGAUCGGCAUCUUCCCUCCCCCCGACGUUCAAGUGUGAGAGCUCAAGUAAAGGGAGGGGACAGGGGAUCCCCGCUGCCCCUGCCACGCUCCGUGUCCAUCUGCCCAGGAGCACAGCAUGGCUCUGCUACUGGCUGCCGUGGACCCAAGGGCUGAGUUUUCUCCUGCCAAGAGCUGGCACCCUCCUGUUGCUAGAGGCCAAGUGACACCUUCCUGUGCCGUGACAAAACUUGACCCUUUUUGCUGUUUGUGAUUCAGUGGAGGGAUGGCAAGUCCUGCUGUGCCUUUGCCAGCUGGGUCUGGCUGCUGGCUCCAGUACUGGUGCUCCGAAAUGCUGGGAUGGGGAGGGAGCAGAGCUGCUUUACAACACACUGGAACAAACUUGGCCUUCUCCAGCUCUAGGGCUGUAUAGGUAAAUCCCUCCUCCCACCCUCCCAGGGGACAUCAAGAUUUAAAGUCUUGGGGCCACCCUGGACUGGAGCUAAACCAGUGAUUUACAGAGCAGCCCAGGGGCAGGUUUGGUGUGUGCAACAGUGAAAUCCCAUCUUGUACUGGUGCCUAACUGGUCUCCUGACCUCAUGCCUCAUGCCUUGGAGACCAGGCAGUGUGUGAUUGCAUGCCUAUGGGAACAGGCAGGGAAAUACCUUCGGAUAUUAUCCCUGCUGGAUUGGCUGUUCAAGAGCCGAUCCCAGGCUGCCAUAUCUCUCUGUAGUCCCUCCCCAUCAAAAAUGCUGAAAUCCGUGUGAUUGCGCUGGGUUUUCAGUAGGAAUUGUCCCCUCCUUGGGCAACAAAAUGACACGAUCAGGAAUAAGGGGCUGAAUCCUGGCGGCACAGAAACAGCGGCCGCUUGUGCUACAUCUGGGAGCUGAUUGCUGUCUGGAUUAAUUAAACGGGGCUCCAGACUGCCAGCAGCUGGAGAGCAGAGCUGUCGGAUGCAAGGGCAGAGAGCCAUGAUGCCAGGGGCUCUUUGUACGUGUGGGUUUGCUGUUGAAGUCCCUUCUUGCUUAAUAAAAUCCACAGUGGA